Molecule: messenger RNA, 2279 nt
Organism: Planococcus citri (citrus mealybug)
Lineage: Eukaryota; Metazoa; Arthropoda; Insecta; Hemiptera; Pseudococcidae
Product: cyclin-dependent kinase-like 1
Exons: 8
Coding region: 785-1927 (380 amino acids)
Biological process (GO): protein phosphorylation
Cellular component (GO): nucleus
Molecular function (GO): protein serine/threonine kinase activity; ATP binding
Source: RefSeq, a predicted model, not a curated record
CUCGUAAGCGUAUUUUGAUUUUAAUUAGGUACCUAUUAUUGAUUUUCAAACUAUUGGUACGUAGAUAGGUACCUAUAAUUAUAGUUAUUAGUAUCCAACUUGUGCGAUGUCAUCGUUCAAAUCGAAUGCUUUUGGCACAGUAGGUAAUAGGUAAUUAUUCACGCAGGUAGAUUAUUUUGUCUCAUUAUGGAUUUAUAAUUUUACAAAUUACGAACGGAUCGUUGUUUUAGUUUUUUAACACCAACCAUCUGUUCAACUUGAAUGAUUUAAAAUUGUGAAAUCUGUCGGUCGUACAAUCGCGAUGAUAAUUUCAAUAUUAUCAUAGGUAUUAUAUACAUAUGUAUAAGAGCUUUCUUACUAGAAAGGAUGCAUGAAAAUUUUAUUAUAAAGGGUUCGUUGCCUAGUUACUAUGAAAUGUUUUUAAAAAACUCACGAAAAAAACGCACGCUAUUGGAAAAUUUACGAAAACAAAAUUAGUAAUAGUUGUUAAAUUAUGAGACUUAUUUGAUAUUCGUGAUGCGAAAAUAUGAACCGUUUGAAAGUCGAUUGUGGUGAAAUGACAUUAUUUUAUGAUAAAUCACUAGUUCUUAUGUCAGUUGUUUAAAAUUAUGAGAAACAACCACAAAACGUAUAGGUAUUCAUUUCGUUCGUUUCAAUAACAAAAUUCUUAAAGCUUUUUUUUUUUUUUUUUUUUGGUAAAUGGAUUUAUGUUAUUUUUCUAUGAGUAUUGAUGGAUAGGUAAUCAUUUAAUACACCCUGAAGAAUAAAAUUCGACAAAUUUAAAAUGCGGCCUGGGACGAGAACAUCCUCAAGAACCAUGGAUCGAUAUGAGAAACUCGGCAAAUUAGGAGAAGGCAGUUACGGAGUAGUUUUCAAAUGUCGCAAUAAAGAGACUGGUCGUAUUGUAGCUAUCAAAAAGUUCGUGGAAUCUGAAGACGAUCCUUUGAUAAGAAAAAUCGCUUUAAGAGAAAUAAGACUUUUAAAAAGUUUGAAACAUCCAAACCUGGUCAAUUUGAUAGAAGUAUUUCGCAGAAAAAGAAAAUUACAUUUAGUUUUUGAAUACUGUGAUUUGACCGUGUUGAACAUAUUAGAAAGACAUCCGAAUGGCUGCCCGGAUAUUUUAAUCAAACAAAUUGUGUGGCAGAUACUACAAGGGGUUGAUUACUGUCACAAACACAACUGCAUACAUAGGGAUAUUAAACCAGAAAAUAUUCUGAUAACCGAACAAGGUGUUGUAAAAUUAUGUGAUUUCGGUUUCGCAAGAAUGAUGAGUCCUGGCGAAAAUUACACCGAUUACGUUGCAACAAGAUGGUAUAGGGCUCCAGAAUUGUUAGUCGGUGAUACCAUGUAUGGACCUCCAGUUGAUAUUUGGGCCAUAGGUUGCGUAUUCGCUGAAUUAAUAAGGGGUGAAGCCUUGUGGCCAGGAAAGUCUGACGUUGAUCAAUUAUAUUUAAUAAGAAAAACAGUAGGAGAUCUCAUAGCUAGGCAUGUCCACAUUUUCAAAAUGAAUGAAUUUUUUAAAGGAAUAACAUUGCCUCAACCUGAUACCGUUGAAUCGUUAGAAAGUAAAAUUCCAAAAGAAGUUCAAAAGGAUCCGAGAAUUUUAGAUUUUUUGAAAAAAUGCUUAGAUAAAGAUCCAUUGAAAAGGUGGACUUGCGAGCAAUUACUCAGGCAUCCUUAUUUUGACAAUUUUCUAUUUAAAAUACCAGACAAUGAAUUAGAAGAAUUUGAAAGAUUAAGGAAAAUUCGCGAAAAGUCGAAAGAUUUACUGAAUCGACAGUCGAAUGUUUACUAUGCCCAAAUCACUAAUUCUUCGUCAAUUUUUCCUCAAUUAUCGAGCAACACAGCGAGUCCAGAAUCCCAAAAAGUGAGCAGUUCGCAUACUGACCAAUCACCGAAAACUUUUGAUCAUUUGCCAGAUAUUUGAAAUUUACAAAAAAAAUACCGUUUGAAUAUGAAUGGUAUUCAUCAAAAUCGUUGAUAAAAAUGAAUAGGUACAUGAAUUAGAUUUGAGCAUCGUUUUUUAUAAUUACAGGUACCUACGUAUCUGUCAUCGUUUUGUUUUUGUUUAUUUUUUGUGUUUUACCAAAAAAAAAAAAAAUGUGUAAUCAAAAUUGUUUUGGUGUUUUAUGUAGGUUCCCAUGUUCGUAGGUAUAGGUACAUAGGUAUAGUUAUUAUAUGUAUUUACUUGUACGUCUUGAUGUGUAAUUUGAGUCACCUUUUUAUGUAUUUUUCUAUUUUACUUUUCUACCAAUAAAAUAUACAAUGAAAGAUUCAAA